AUGAGUGAAGCUAGUGUUACACCGGCACCUGUUAGUGUGAAAAAGCAUGAAAGUGAACAUAAUCAACAAGUGGUUGAAGAUCCAGACACUGAUAAACUCGUGAUUCCUUGGGACAAAGUUGAUCAGGAAAUUGAUGUGAAAAGUUUUACUGGAUAUACUGUCAAAUUAAAUGGGUGGAUUAGACAUGACAUUAGAGGUCAAAGAAAGACAGAGAUCGAUGAAAAAGAAGAAAGUGCAAAUGAAGAGCCAGCGGAUUUGAAGGAAUAA
Kazachstania africana CBS 2517 is the source of this 267-nucleotide messenger RNA. RefSeq names its product Ies4p (gene IES4). Bases 1 to 267 code for a protein of 88 amino acids. Lineage: Eukaryota; Fungi; Ascomycota; Saccharomycetes; Saccharomycetales; Saccharomycetaceae. The transcript has a single exon. The record is from RefSeq and is a predicted model, not a curated record.